GCACAAAUAAUCUACAGUGCAGUACAAAAUUGAAAUAUGAAAACGCAGGUCAUACUGUAAACAUAAAUGAUUCACAGUACAAUGAAGGAUUAGAAUAUGAAGACACUUACGAAUUUGAGAUACUUGAAGAUGAGAAUUUAAAUAACUCAAUAACUUGGAACGAAUGGACACCAGCCAAGCUGAGCUCUGAAAAGAGUAAAGAAUUGCAGUUUCCAAACAAUCAUAAAAAUGAAGAUUCGUUAACAUUAGACGAUAUUGAAACAGUCGUUGCACAAUCCUCUAAAGAAAACUGCAAUCCAUUAACAAAUAGCUCAUCAUCAAAUAGUUCACGAUUUAAUGUAAAGGGUAAAAGAUCAAAACAGCUGAAAACAAAAGCUACCAAAGGAAAUGAAGAAUUAAAUAAUUUGACACAAUCCAAAUUGGAAUUAGUGGAAUUAAUGAAGGAAGAUAUUCGUAAAAAAUCAGCAAUAGAAAUAUCAAUUUUUGAAAUGCUAUUAGAAAAAGAAAAACUUAAUGUUGAAAUUCUUAAAAAACACAAAACAUCCUCAGGAUAUCCUCAGGAUAUCGAGGAUAUUUCGGUGUCCCAAGGAUGUUCUGAGGACAUCGAGAUCUCCCCAAGAUGUCCUAAGGAUAUGUAG
Linepithema humile (Argentine ant) is the source of this 638-nucleotide messenger RNA. NCBI's taxonomy places the organism in Eukaryota, Metazoa, Arthropoda, Insecta, Hymenoptera, Formicidae. The record is from RefSeq and is a predicted model, not a curated record.